AUGUCGAGUCAACCCGCCUCCCAGGGUGCUGCCAAACCUCAGUCGGCGGAGACAGCACAGUCAGAAAAAGCCCAGAACCUUUCUGCACCUCUGGAAGAAGAUGACGAGUUUGAAGACUUCCCGGUAGAAGAUUGGCCCCAAGAAGAGGCAGAAGCUCCGAGCGGAGGGUCUGGCAACGACCAUCUAUGGGAAGAAAGCUGGGAUGACGAUGAUGCGAGUGAGGACUUCUCUAAACAACUAGCGGAGGAGAUUAAAAAGGUGGAAGCUGCCAAGCGGUGA
This is a messenger RNA of Trichophyton benhamiae CBS 112371, 279 nucleotides long. RefSeq lists its product as uncharacterized. Gene Ontology annotation, cellular component: proteasome complex; proteasome regulatory particle, lid subcomplex. Gene Ontology annotation, biological process: proteasome assembly; mRNA export from nucleus; double-strand break repair via homologous recombination. The coding region runs from base 1 to 279 and encodes 92 amino acids. The record is from RefSeq and is a predicted model, not a curated record. The transcript is spliced from 3 exons. NCBI's taxonomy places the organism in Eukaryota, Fungi, Ascomycota, Eurotiomycetes, Onygenales, Arthrodermataceae.